Molecule: messenger RNA, 1068 nt
Organism: Thamnophis sirtalis
Lineage: Eukaryota; Metazoa; Chordata; Lepidosauria; Squamata; Natricidae
Source: RefSeq, a predicted model, not a curated record
AUGGUCAAUGCCCUGCUGGUGGCCAACUCAGGCUCCGUGGCGGGCGUGCCGGUGCAGUUCGACGAGCACCACCUGAGCGAGGUGCAGAACCUGGCCUCGGAGGAGAUCCUGGACCAGGUGCUGGAGUCCAUGCAGAAGAGCAAGGUGGCCCUGAUCGGGAAGAUCCACACCCCCAUGGAGUUCAAAGGGGAGCUGGCCUCCUACGACAUGAGGCUGAGGCGAAAGCUUGACCUCUUUGCCAACGUGGUCCACGUGAGCAGCCUGCCCGGCUAUAAGACCCGGCACAACAACCUGGACCUGGUGAUCAUCCGGGAGCAGACGGAGGGCGAGUACAGCUCUCUGGAGCACGAGAGUGCCAAGGGGGUCAUUGAAUGCAUGAAGAUCAUCACGCGGGCCAAAUCUCAGCGCAUUGCCAAAUUCGCCUUUGAUUUUGCCACCAAGAAGGGGAGGAACAAGGUCACCGCGGUGCACAAGGCCAACAUCAUGAAGCUGGGGGAUGGGCUCUUCCUUCGCUGCUGUGAGGAGGUGGCUGAGCUGUACCCCAAGAUCACCUUCGACACCAUGAUCAUAGACAACUGCUGCAUGCAGCUGGUGCAGAACCCUUACCAGUUUGACGUCUUGGUCAUGCCCAACUUGUACGGCAACAUCAUUGACAACCUGGCAGCCGGCCUGGUGGGAGGGGCCGGAGUGGUGCCGGGGGAGAGCUACAGCGCCGACUUUGCCGUGUUUGAGAUGGGGGCCCGUCACCCCUUUGCCCAGGCGGUCGGGAGGAACAUCGCCAACCCCACGGCCAUGCUGCUCUCCUCGGCCAACAUGCUGCGCCAUCUCAACCUGGAGCACCACUCGGCCAUGAUUUCAGACGCGGUGAGGAAGGUGAUCAAAGUGGGCAAGGUGCGGACUGCAGACAUGGGGGGCUACGCCACCUCCGACGACUUCACCCAGGCCGUGAUUGCAGCUCUGGUGGACUGAAAGGGAACUCGGCUGGCCCAGCAGUUUCUCUUCACCUAUUUAUUCCUAAUUUAUUGUAACUGUUGAUGGCCGCACAGGCAAUAAAAAGCACAGAAACAA